UAGACAGCAGUCCGUUAAUCGCGAUUGCAAAGUGUGUAGUCUUCGUCUUGAAAAUUCUCAAGACCGAGAUUUCGCGCCAAAGCGGAACAGUUUCCGGUUAGGAAAAGCGAGUAGUUUUUCAAUUUGUGUUUUAGUUUUUUCGCAGCUGCAAGAUGCCACCGGUGAGAUGGAAACCACUGUCAGCUCUACUCGUCUGUAUAUUCCAUCUCGUAUUUUAUACAAAUGCUCAGAUUAGACAGGAUGCAGUGUCCAUGACAGCAGAUGGGUGGAAGCCCAUUGUUGGAACUCGACGACCGGGAUAUUACGAGUUUAAUUCGGAAAGUAGUGAUAUUUAUAAAUAUGAGGUUUUUUCGACUCCAACGCCGACUAAUACGGCCCUGCCUCCAACUGCAAGUGCCGUGCCAGAGAGGAAGCCGUUCAGGGGGUCACUUAAACAGGCAAACAAGCCCACGUUUGAAGGAAAUAAAUUUUCAGGACGAAAAGUUCCGCACCAGAAGCACCCCCAACUCAACCCCUAUUAUACCCUUCCCAGUUACGACUCCCACGGUCCCCAUAUCCCCCUGAGUGCCGUCAUUCACACCCGCCCCAGCCAAAUCGGUCACAUCAAACCCCUCGUAACUUCCAUCAAACCCUUUAUCCAAAUUUCACCCAGUAACAAACGAAAUAUCAAACCAGUACGGAUUCAGACAUCGACAAACAACUACCGGGAUGACAUUUUCACAGCUUCAGCGACUUCCGGCACCUACACCCAUUUUAAAACACCCACCAGUAAUAUUCGGACACGUGAAACAAUAGACUUGGGGCUUCCAGGAGCCAAUCACUAUUCAAUAAAUCAACCCCACACCCACCUUGAGUUCACUAAUCGCUUUGCGUUGCCGUCCACCAGCGAAAGCGUCUUCCAACAGUACAACAAUCCGUCAAUUCCGGCUUUCAUCUUUGCAAAACAUCCCCAAACUAAUGAUAUUAAUUAUCAAUUUACCAAUCAAGAAGAUUUUACCCGGAAUUUGGUACCGCCGCCUCAGAUUUAUCGAAAUAAAGAAGUAGGGAGUGAAAAAGUGAAAGAUAAAGGAAAAACUCAAGAAAAUGUUGUUUUGCAAGUACCCCCACCUUUCCAUUUUCAAAACGUCAAGGAUCCGGUCCAAGUUCAAGUCACUAGAGAGAAGAUACAGGAGUUUCACAAUAAUGUACCACCUGGAUUUGAUGGGCAAUACGUCGAGUAUGAUUUUUCAGGAGUAAGACAACCUACAGUACCAUCGAAACCUGUGUAUGAGGUGACUGAAGGUAAAUGGGAGCAGCCACCGUCGCAACGGCCAAUCCGAACGAGGAAACCUAGCCAACCUAAGAGACGUCCUGAAAUUAACUCAGACGUUCCAGUUUUCUUACCUACGCCUUACAAACCUGAUGGACAAAGUGGAAUUAUCCCGACCUCGCCCACCCAAAGCGAAGUAUCAACAAUUUUCACAAAAUUAUCCAAGUUACAACGAGAAAAAGCCUUUACAACACCUAGUCCUAAUGAUUACAAUGUGAAAGAAGUUUCAACACAUUAUCCAGUUUUUGGAAAACCUGUUUUUGCAAAUACGCCACCUUCAGAUGAAAUUUCAAACGAUAUAACGACACUACAUGAAGAAGUUGUGACUACAACCAAAGAACCACAACGGAUCAGGCCACACAGGAGGCGUAGACCUGAUCCCAGACGGACGACAACGACAACCACGACAGAACAACCAGAAGUUGUUGAAAGUUACGACUCUCAAAGGACGCAAGAGAACGAAGCCUCACAGUCCAUUGAAACUGAAAGACCGGUCAGAAUAAGACGACCGAGUAGAUACAGAACAACAACACCACCACCAAGUGACACUAGUGAUGUCACUACGAAACCUAGUAGAGGAAGAAACAGGUAUAGGAACAGAAAUAGUGAAAGUACCAGUUCUGAAUCAAUAAGGAAGAGAAUAAGGCCAUUAAGAACAGAAACAACACCUGUCUCAGAAGAAACUUACGAGAGAUCUUCUGAGUCUGAAGCAGUAGCGUCUGAAAAAAGUGAGGAAAUUGAAGAUAAUCCUAAAGCUGAAACGAUUGAAUUAGAAUUGCCUGGGCGUCAUUAUAUUACUGAAAGUCCCCAAAAAAUUAGAUAUGAGACCAUAAGGCCAUUUAUUGUAAUUACAACAACUGAAAAAGCACCCACAACAAAUUUGGUUGUUCCUGAGAAUGAAGUUGAUUCGACCACUUUGGAUAGUGUUGAAGAAACAACAACGACGACAACAUCAGCGCCAACAACAACAAUAAUUCAGAGUUCGAGUAGGAUUAGAGGCCGUCCGCUUAAAUUUGACAAUUCGAAUAGGCCCAGGUUUAGUGUCAAAGACUAUAGACAAAAGCUGAGUCAGUACAGCACAAGUACAACGACUUCUGAGCCACACAGGUCGACUGACAGUCCCAGGAUUAGGCUUCCAAGCAGGUUGCGAAGGCCUACAACUUCGACAAUUGCCAACCAUGGAGAGGAAAGUACUGAACCAGUACGAUCUAGAUUUGUUCCUAAAGACCCUAGACAUUCUGGAACAACUGAGGAUACAAACGUUGCUAUAAUUACAGAGAAAAAUGUGAAAAGUGUCAAUACAAGAUUAAGACCAUUUGGACGUUACAAAUCAACCACUGCUGCUACAACAACAACAACACCAAAAGUGUCAAUCAAACCGAAUCUUUUCAACAGGAAGAGACCCUCAAUGAUAAGUUUAAAGAGUCGGAUUUACAACAAAUACAAAAAUAAUACUGAAACGACAACUGAGAAAGUGACAACAACGGAAGAAAAUGAAGUUGAAGAGACUACUCUUGAGUAUGAUGAUGAAGAGUCUACAACUGAGAGAAGUAAAAUCAUUACCGAGGAAAAUCUAGAAGUCGAUACAACCACAGUUGGUGACAUUUCCAAAAUCGAUGCUAAUUUAUACUCGGCGAGAGUCUCCGAUUUGACUUCGUCCGCCAAAAAUGAUUAUAAUACAUUCAAAUCGGUGGCCCCCACAAGUCGAAGAAUCCCAAAUUAUUUCACAAUAGCCACUGACGAUCCGAUUCUACCAAUCGAAGCGUUUUUCCCAAAUAUUAAAGAUAAAAUCAGGGAAAAGGAUUCGUAAAUUGGGGUUUAAUUUCCGUAACUGAGCAACAAAAUUUCCUGGGGGCAAAGAAAAAGACAGUAAAUGUAAAUUAACUUAUUGUAUAGUUAUAAUUUAUUAUAUUUUUGUAAACAAACAAAAAAGUGCAAUAAAAUAAAAGAA
Tribolium madens (black flour beetle) is the source of this 3260-nucleotide messenger RNA. RefSeq names its product mucin-5AC-like. The record is from RefSeq and is a predicted model, not a curated record. The transcript is spliced from 6 exons. Bases 153 to 3119 code for a protein of 988 amino acids. NCBI's taxonomy places the organism in Eukaryota, Metazoa, Arthropoda, Insecta, Coleoptera, Tenebrionidae.